This is a messenger RNA of Phyllopteryx taeniolatus (common seadragon), 5054 nucleotides long. RefSeq names its product coiled-coil domain containing 187 (gene ccdc187). The coding region runs from base 2303 to 4540 and encodes 745 amino acids. The record is from RefSeq and is a predicted model, not a curated record. The transcript has 12 exons. NCBI's taxonomy places the organism in Eukaryota, Metazoa, Chordata, Actinopteri, Syngnathiformes, Syngnathidae.
UGUGUGCACAAUGGAACAAGCGUGAGUGAGCUUUGGCAUUUAACUUUGUUUGUGUUUGUCUUCGUGUGGCAUCAAUGCUUUCUUGGCACAACAAGAUGAGUGGCACAAGUCUUCGUUAAAAGUUUCAACUCUCAUCAUUUCUGGAUACUUUUGGCCAUAAACUCAAAAGUAGAUUUGACAGCACAAAGAAUGAUCGUGCAGAUUGUAUGUACAGUAGUAAUAAGUGGCUUAUCGCAAAAGCUGCUACCACCAUUGAUUGAAGUGAAUCGGUGUGUGGAUAAAUGAUGGCUUUUGCAUCUUAUGGACGGGCAGCCUGUCUGAGACAAUGUUCUGCGCGAUCUACUCUUGUGUUGCCUUCCACCAGGCAAAAUGGUCCUUCACCAGGCACACCUGGCGACAACAACAACCCCGAAUUGACCAUCCACCAGAGACACAAAUAUGGAGACUCCACAUCUAAAAUGUUGAAUUGAAGACUAUUGGAUUAAACGGUGAAAGGUCUUCAAUAAUAACGAAGAGUCCAGUUGCCUUCAUUUAUUGAUGUGGUUUGCGGGAAGCUUUGAAACGAGGCUCAAAAUAACUUUUUUUUUUUCUUUGAGGAGCAGUUUUGACAAUGAUUUCAUUUGAGGAGCAGCUUUCGCAUUUUGAAGAGCUUUUGGUAUUUAUUUUGUAUUUUUUUUGCAGGUUCAUCCCACAGGUUUUAAAACCGAGAUUAACCCAGCGAGGCUUUCAGGAACCAUUUCUGUGAAAAAGUUUCAAAUCUGUAAUUUGCAGUUUUGCUUUUCAAUGUGUUUUUAUGAAGCGCAAAAAUUGCGAUGCAAAUCCGCUCGUUUCGAGCCUUGAUGAAACAUGAAUAUUCUCUCGGACAUUUUUCAGGUUGUAUUUUCCUCCGUGUUAGAACUAAAUAACUGGAGUUUAACUUGAGAGUAGCCUUCUUUAAACUCCCAUCGGUACCUCGGAACAAAGUCAACCACGUGGUAGCUUCAACACACCCAUGAGUGAACUGUGUCACCGUGCUGCUCGUUGACUCAGUCUUUGGCAUGUCCUCACUAAUGACAGGGAUGGAAAUAGGUCUGCGUGUCUUUCGUAUCGAGCCAGAUCAUUCAGCGCUCGACCCUCAUCCGUUCACACAAAGGACCCGCUGUGCAGGCUUUCAUGCGUUAUCGGCAGCCAUUGACGCUCUGUAAAUCAGACUUAACAUGAUGAAUUUAUGCAGUCCUACUGAUGUGACUCCCUGUUUGGCUCGGGGGUGUUUCUUCAAGAGAUGUGGGUGCCCUCUGUCCCACUUUUCCAGCCAAGAAACCAGUGUUGCCUUUGUUUUCAUGUGCUCCCCCCCUUAUCAGUUCCUGUUUUAGGUUUUGUCUAGCUGCUCCUGAUAUAGCUCGACACAGCUCCCUCUGGAAUUCCCCCACUACCCCUCUUCCCCUAAUUUCCCUCUCACUUACUAGUGAUCCAGGAUACAAUUGAUCCUUUUUCUGCUUUAAGAGCCAGGUUGUCUGACCCGGUGCUUGCCAGAAAGCCAGAUCAUUUCGGGAUAGACGGACAUUGAGCGGUGAAGUGUUCUGCAAAAAGCAGCAGAACAGAACAGGCCAGUUUAGGCGCUGGGUCGUAAGGGGUGUAUUUUGUCUGAAAAUAGACCCCAUGUCAUUUUCUCCAGUGGCCCAUUUCUUUGUUUGGUAGAUACUCAAAUGUUUUUGCUAUCCAAGCGAAAGAUAUGUAGAUGGGUUGCUACUGCUUGUCUUGAAUGCGCUUUUGUACAGGUUGCAAAUGUUGCAAAUGCAGAACACAGAUACCAAAGCAUUGUUGAGAAUAUAAAAGUCCGUAGUACGUUCACACGCACACACACUCUGUUAGAUCUCUGAUUUGCAAUCCUCUUAGUGGUCUGAUAAAAAACCUUUGCACAAAGACAAACUUGAUGAUGAAAAUACACUUGCCAGAAUUGCAACAAUUGUACGAUUUUUACUAUUGGGCCUGAACUCCUCAUGCUAUUUCACUCCAAACCUGUUUAGCACAGAGUACGCUAGUCCCUCCCCUGGCUAGCUAAUUUAACUGUAGUUUGGAAAAACAAGUUAACCAGCAAUUCUGGCACACCCUUGCAAUACUCUUGGAGAGGCUUGCUUCCAUUUCCUUCCACCCAUUGCCGCUUACUUCCCUGCAUCCUGCCGUCUCAUCUCUGGAUUUGCACUCAAUUUGGGGUUUUAACUAUCGCUUUGUCACACUGGAUUGAAUCCAAGACUUAAUCCCUCCUCACGGGCAGACUGAAAGCAUAAGGCCACGUGGAAAUCCAUUUAGUGGACAGUCUCUUAUGGCCUACAACAGGUUAUGCCAGAGUUUUGCUGUUUUGGAAGAUGGCGUGUUGGCACACAAUCUCCAGGAGCAGGAAAUCGAGCAGUACUACACCACCAACAUUCAGAAGAGCCAGCUGGUGCAGAAUGACAUCCGUGUAGCCAAGCAGCUUCAGGAUGAGGAGGAGGCGCAGCGGGCCCUGCAGAGAGCCCUGCUGAGACAAGAGUCCAGACAACUGGAAGAACAGGACUUUGAGUAUGCCCGUGUAAUCCAGGAGGAGAUCCGGCGGCGGGCUGAAGAGGCCUGGAGGAGGGAGCAAGAUGACGAGGAAAUGGCUAAACAGAUGCAGGAGGAAGAAGAGCAGAGGAUGAGGAGAGCCAGAGCAGAGGAGGAGCACCGUGAAGGCAGCUCCAGCGGUUCUGCACCGCCAUCACCAAACCAACAUGCACUCAGCAGACAGCGUCCAGGCGAGGCGCAGUACUCACCCACCACCGCCAGGGGGCAGUAUUCUAACACGCCGAACCCUCCAGAUUACAGCAGGCCUCCUCCGCCUUACUGCCCUGGCAGGGUAGCAGCUCACCAAACUGCAACUUCAUGGUCAAGUGAAGGGCACACGCAUUCCCGUGGGCAACUCAGGAGGGAAUUAGAAGAGUCACUGCGUGCACACUCUGAUUUCUUUGAACAGAGACGAAAUAUAAGAAACAACACAGCGCCUCUCCAUCGCAGGUUAUCUUUACGCUUGCCUCGCGAGAGAGACUACAGGAGUCUUUCCACUCCCAGCGGCAUCAGAGAGGGGCGUGAUGGCCGGGGGCUGUAUGAUGACAACGGCGAUCGAGAGAAGAGGAGGGCACGGGACUGGGAACUGGAAAUGAACCACCAACUACAAAACACGACGUGGGGCAAUCGGCACGGAUCGGCCGAGGCUCGAGAAGGGCGGUGUAGUCGUAGUGAAUCUGUUCGGAUUCACGACCGCCCGAGACACGGCAGCAGAGACUCAUCCGGGACGUGGAGCUCCAGAGACAACGCUGACAAACACGUCCGCUUCGCAGCAGGCACCAGGAGCUCCGACAGACGGCCGGACACGAGCAUGCAGGUCUGGGAGAUGCUCGGCCACGUCCUCAGAGAGCGAGGUGUCCCUGUGACAUUGGGGGGUCGUGGAGCACCGCUGAAAAUAGGUCCUCAAAAGCAAGACAGCCAGCCGCUUCGCAGGAGUGAGGUCUCCUACUGCGACACCCAACCACAUCAGACACACUUCCAGAGAGCUGCCUCCACCAGGCACAGUUUCCAUGGCGACAUUAGGGAAAGGAGAUUACCUCGCCGGGACAACAGGGAGCCAGAUCACAGAGGAUCUGAAGACGGUCACCCCGACAAUGUGAUGCACGACGGAGAGCUUUCUCAGAUCAGUGGCAGAGGCAGCAGAAGGUGGGGGCGUCCUGACCACAACUUGGACUCGGGAAGCGCUGCAAGCGAGGACACCGUCGUGAGGACGGGUGGCAGGCAUUGGCACGAGACCAUCGAAGAACGUUUCAGUUCCGAGGGGGAGGCGGAGAGGGAACCAGAGCGGCGCCCUCAGAGAAGCCUCAGCAGCAGCUGGGUCAGGUGGAGACACAUGGCAGCAGGAGCAUCACUGCCCUCCAAGAAGAGGCAGACGAGCCUGGAUCUGGGGGACCUGCAGCAAGUUCUACAUGAUGAGGAGCUGGCCUGCAAGCUACAGGAGCAGGAGACCAAGUUCUUGACGAGGACCUCACAGCCCAGGCCACGUAGUCAUUACCCCGAGGGGGACUUCCGCCUAGCGCAGGUGGCACAGGAUGAGGAAAUUGCUCACUAUAUGCAAAAGCAGGAAAUCAAGUCAAAUCGCAUAUCACGGGAGUUGGAAGGACCGGCGUCGUGGCGGGAGCACCGAGCCAUCGUGAGCCAUCACGACCAGAGAACGACACGAGAGAAACAGGUGCAGAGGCAGCGGCUCGACUCAGAGGGCCUCCCCUCCCCCACUGAGGACUGCUCUCCAGAGAAUCAGCCUCCCAGCCCUGUCUCCACACUAACCCAAUCCCAGCAGCUCCAGAAUGUUGCGGAGGAGCUGGACCCAACCUUCCAGGCCAAGAGGCAAGGGGCAGACAUCCUCCGAAUGGGACAAACCGGCACCGCCUGUCAGUCACUUCCUGAGGAGCCCACCUUCAUCCCACCCACCAAGCGUCAAAAAGACAAAGCUCGCCGUACAAAUCCCAAAGAAAAGAAGGAAAAUUGUAAGCAACAAUAAGGUUUUUUUUAACACUAAAAAUGACACCCAACCUACUGCCGUUAGUUUUGCAAACAUUAGCUUAGUAACCCCACCAGCACUUUAGACCAGAAAAGGUUGAGAGCCAAUCCAUUUUGUAUUCUUCCUGUAAACAAUGAAAUUGAAUUGUUAAAGGGACUCCUGCCAUGCAAUCUAGUCGUCUUUAAGUGUUUAUUUAAACAAUGUCUCAUCGUUGUCCAGUAAAAAGCAUGUACAUCCAAAGUUUGGGAGGAUUUGUUGUUAGCUGAAAGCUACGCAACAAAUUUUUGCGUAAAAAAAAAAAAAAUGGAACUGCAUGCUUAGCAUUGGACUGUAAUGUUAUGUUUGUAAUAUUUGUCCCUUGUUAUUUUAUGAGGCAGCACGGUAGGACCAACAUUUCUUUGAAUACAACCAGCACGUUCAUGUCCAACUGGAUUUUUUUUUUUUUAUCUGCUUUUUGUGUCCUAGUUUUAUCUGUACUCUAUUUUUUAUCUUCAUUAAAGGAAGUAAAACCUUU